Debaryomyces hansenii CBS767 is the source of this 645-nucleotide messenger RNA. It is a transcript of the gene ERV25, whose product is annotated as Erv25p. Gene Ontology annotation, biological process: intracellular protein transport; endoplasmic reticulum to Golgi vesicle-mediated transport; Golgi organization. The record is from RefSeq and is a predicted model, not a curated record. The transcript has a single exon. NCBI's taxonomy places the organism in Eukaryota, Fungi, Ascomycota, Pichiomycetes, Serinales, Debaryomycetaceae. Gene Ontology annotation, cellular component: COPII-coated ER to Golgi transport vesicle; endoplasmic reticulum-Golgi intermediate compartment; Golgi apparatus. The coding region runs from base 1 to 645 and encodes 214 amino acids.
AUGAGGUCAAUUUCUACUUUGUUGUUCAUUAUAUCGACUUUCAUUUCGUUGGUUUCUGCUUUGCAAUUGGCCAUUCCAGCAACCACGAACCCAGAUCCAUUUUGUAUUCGUGAUUUUGUUCAAGAGGAACAAAUGGUUGUCGUCAAUAUUAAGACGAAUGGUAAUUCCGGAGAUGGCCAAAGACUCGACUUGAGAAUAGUAGACCUGUUAGGUAACGAAUACCGUCGUAAGAAUGAUAUUGCUGGUUCUGUUAAAAUUGGGUUCACUAGUCACAAUAGUGCUGCUUUUGAUAUUUGUUUCACCAACCAAUUGGAAAGAAAAUGGUCCAAGAACACCAACUUUGUUAGGGAGAUCGAAUUAGACGUUGAAAGUGGAGCUGCUGCAAGAGACUGGAACGCAGUACAAGCUGCUGAAAAGUUGAAGCCAGUUGAGGUUGAUUUGCGUAGAAUCGAAGAAACGACUUACGAAAUUAGUGGAGAAUUACAAUAUUUGAAAGCUAGAGAAGAAAGAAUGAGAGAUACCAAUGAGUCAACUAACUCGAGAGUAAAAUGGUUCUCUAUUUUAGUCAUUACAUCUCUCGUUGGUUUAGGUGCUUGGCAAGUUCAAUACUUGAGACAUUAUUUCAAGGUUAAACAUAUCAUUUAA